UGCGGACCUUCAUAAUGUAAAUUUCUUCUGUAACACAGAGGAGGAGCCUGAGAAUCUGACAGAUAUAGAGUAUUUGUGUCAGACUGAAGAACAAAAACGAUAAAACAAAUUUCUGCUGUGAUUUACUGAGGAGAGAUUGAGAAGAUGGCAAUGAUGGUGUUUUUGGUCAUUCUUCUGGUGGUUUUUCUGAUGAGUGGAUGCAGUCAGAAUGUAGAUAAGCCAGUUGACUGUUCUGAUGUUUAUAGCUCAGGAAAAACAGUCAGUGGGAUUUACUCCAUCUAUCCAGCAGGUGACAUUCCUGUCUGGGUUUAUUGUCAGAUGAUCUCAGAUGGGAACGAUGAAGACAAAGGAGGAUGGACGGUGAUUCAGAGGAGAAUGGAUGGCAGUGUGAAUUUCUAUCAGGCGUGGCAUCAGUACAAGAGAGGAUUUGGGAAUAUGGAGAGUGAAUACUGGCUGGGGCUGGACAACAUGUACCAGCUGACACGCAACAGGAAUUACAAGCUGAGAGUGGAUCUGGAGGACUUUCAAGGAAAUAAAGUUUUCGCUCAGUACUCGUCUUUCUCUGUGGGUCCUGAAGCUGACGGGUAUAUACUGCAUGUUUCAGGAUUCACUGAUGGAGGAGCUGGUGACUCUUUAUCUGUCCAUAAUGGAUUCAUGUUCUCCACCUUUGACAAGGACCAAGACAUCAGUCCACAUAACUGUGCUAAAAAGUAUCUUGGGGCAUUUUGGUACAUGUCCUGUCACCAUACAAACCCCAACGGUUGGUAUUUAUGGGGAGAAGAUCCCACCUAUUACGCUAUUGGAAAUGUUUGGUCAUCAUGGAAGGGUUACAAUGUUGGUAUGAAAUCCAUCAGCAUGAAGAUCAAACGUGUGUCUUAGAAGCAUUACAGUGCUUCUCAGAAAUAAACAGCAAAACAAUCAAAUUAAUUAAUAACUUAGGAAAUCAU
Onychostoma macrolepis is the source of this 947-nucleotide messenger RNA. Its product is annotated as microfibril-associated glycoprotein 4-like. NCBI's taxonomy places the organism in Eukaryota, Metazoa, Chordata, Actinopteri, Cypriniformes, Cyprinidae. The transcript is spliced from 6 exons. Gene Ontology annotation, biological process: elastic fiber assembly. Bases 145 to 879 code for a protein of 244 amino acids. The record is from RefSeq and is a predicted model, not a curated record.